Messenger RNA from Pseudomyrmex gracilis, 3672 nucleotides. Its product is annotated as transmembrane and TPR repeat-containing protein CG4050-like. The record is from RefSeq and is a predicted model, not a curated record. Bases 550 to 3486 code for a protein of 978 amino acids. The transcript is spliced from 13 exons. Gene Ontology annotation, cellular component: endoplasmic reticulum. NCBI's taxonomy places the organism in Eukaryota, Metazoa, Arthropoda, Insecta, Hymenoptera, Formicidae. Gene Ontology annotation, molecular function: mannosyltransferase activity; protein binding. Gene Ontology annotation, biological process: protein O-linked glycosylation via mannose.
GUUCCGUUUGACAGCUCGAUCGUGGUGGUGCACGGUACGUCAGCGUAUCGUACGUUCGCGUUUUCCUCGCGCCCGUCGUGUUUCUUCGCGUUCGAUCGCGACGAAACGAGUUCACUUGAGGAACCGAGAGAGUUGAUCGAGGGUUCGCGAUAAUCCGAAGUUCCUUUCCUUCGUUGUUUCACAGAGCAGAGUGACGACCAUGUCGGCGACGCCGCGACGCGGUUUAUCGCCUCGCCGGCACUUGUGUUGGUAUCCGGUCGCGGCACGUCGCGAUCAGUGGUCAUGUGCCUGAAAGCAAACGCGGUUUACGCGGUCGACGUACGUGGAGAUGACACUCUUGCGUCUCUCGUGCAGUAUGCGAAAUUAUUAAGAAUACCGCGAUACAGCUGGGAGUGAGAGGAAGAUAGGAAGAGAGGAAGAAGUCGAAGAGAGAGGAAGACAGAGUGAGAGAGAACGUAGUGCGAAACGUUCUUUCUAUUUCCCCGAGCGGUCCGUGGAGAUCGCGCGAAAGAAACGAAAGGCGACCGGCCGAUCGAUGUGUUAUUUGUGAUGGGAGUGCCUGCGCGGGGAGCACUCGCGGCGAUCGUGGCGGUAACCGCGUUCGCCGUGUACCUAAACAGCCUCGGUUGUGGCUUCGUCUUCGACGACAUCUCGGCGAUCAAGGAUAACCGCGACCUCAGACCCCACACGCCCCUUAAGAAUGUCUUCUACAACGACUUCUGGGGUACUCCGAUGCAUAAGGAACAGUCGCACAAAUCUUAUAGACCUCUUUGCGUACUCACAUUUCGAUGGAAUUACCUGAUUCAUCAACUGGAUCCUAUGGGAUAUCAUCUACUAAAUGUUAUUCUACAUGUUGGAGUAUGCUUAUUAUAUUUCAGGACCUGUUUGAUGUUUCUACCAGAUGCAGCAAGUUUUGUAUCGUCUUUAUUAUUUGCUGUACAUCCUAUACACACAGAAGCAGUCACAGGUGUAGUUGGUAGAGCAGAGACUUUGUCCUCUUUAUUUUAUCUGGCAGCUUUAAUCACGUACACUAAAUGUUGCAAAAGCAAAAGAUCUACAGGGUGGAAAUCCUUGAUGUUAUCUAUGUUUUUUGUAUUCACUGCAAUGUUGUGCAAGGAACAGGGAAUCACAGCCACUGCAGUUUGUGUGUUGUAUGAGAUUUUUGUUGUACAGAAGGUUAGAGCGAGGGAUAUUUUCUUAGCAUUGAAAUCGGCUUUUGGUGGUAAUAAAAUUUCACCUGCAUGGUCAGGCGAGGGUACAAAACGUUUGACCGCUCUUACACUUGUUACAUUUAGCCUGCUUAUUCUGCGAUUACACAUAAUGGGCUCGAAGUUACCUGUAUUUACCAGAUUCGACAAUCCCGCAUCGGUUGCUGCAACACCAACAAGACAGCUUACAUAUAAUUAUCUUGCCGCAGUGAAUUUAAGACUGCUAUUUCUUCCAAGUGAUUUAUGCUGUGAUUGGACAAUGGGAACGAUACCGUUGAUAGAAAGCUUUGUGGAUGUUCGCAACCUCGCGACCUUAGCUACUCACGGAACUGUAAUAGGAUUGCUUGUAACAGCUGUUGUAACACAUAGCAGACAAACGUCAGUCAUACUUAUUAUGAGUUUGGCUAUGAUGAUACUCCCUUUUCUACCUGCGUCAAACCUUUUCUUCCCGGUUGGAUUUGUAAUUGCUGAGAGAGUGUUGUAUGCACCUUCAAUGGGAUUUUGCAUGCUUAUUGGAUAUGGAUGGAGCAUUUUGGCGGACAAGAAAUGCAAGAAAUUAGUGCUAUUUUUACUCGUGACUCUUCUGGCGGCACAUACGACGAAGACAUUUGUCAGGAAUUACGACUGGCUAGAUGAAUACUCAAUAUUCAUGUCUGGCUUGAAAGUGAACGACAGGAAUGCUAAGUUAUUUAAUAACGUGGGUCAUGCGUUAGAAAGUCAAGGCCAGUUUAAAGAAGCAUUGAAUUUUUUUAAUAUGGCUGUACAAGUUCAGGGUGACGAUAUUGGAGCACACAUUAAUGUCGGACGGACUUACAAUCAUUUGAAAAUGUUCAAGGAAGCUGAAGAUGCGUAUUUGAAGGCCAAGUCAUUGUUACCAAAAGCGAAACCGGGAGAGUCUUAUCAAGCACGUGUAGCACCGAAUCAUUUAAAUGUGUUUGUUAAUUUAGCUAACUUAAUCGCUAAGAACGAAACUAGAUUAGAAGAAGCUGAUUUAUUAUACAGACAGGCAAUUAGCAUGCGCGCAGAUUAUACACAAGCAUAUAUUAAUCGUGGCGAUAUUUUAAUUAAACUUAAUCGUACAAAGGAGGCUCAAGAAGUCUAUGAACGAGCACUAUUUUACGACAGUAAUAAUCCUGAUAUCUAUUAUAAUCUUGGUGUUGUAUUCUUGGAACAAGGAAAAGCGUCUCAAGCCUUGGCAUAUUUGGACAAAGCUUUGGAAUUCGAUCCGGAGCACGAACAGGCUUUAUUAAACUCUGCUAUAUUACUCCAAGAAUUAGGACGAGCGGAAUUACGAAAAAUAGCUAGAGAGAGGCUUUUAAAGCUCUUACGAAAGGAUUCUAAUAAUGAGCGCGUACAUUUCAAUUUGGGAAUGUUGGCUAUGGAUGAUCACGACAAUGGCGGUGCGGAACGUUGGUUUCGCAAUGCCGUCGCGUUGAAGGAGGACUUCCGCUCCGCGCUGUUCAAUCUCGCGUUACUUCUGGCGGACGAGCAGCGUCCGCUUGAAGCGGCGCCGUUUUUGAACCAACUGGUCAGAUUUCAUCCGGAUCACGUGAAAGGCCUAAUUCUUCUGGGAGACAUUUAUAUUAACAAUAUAAAGGACUUGGACGCCGCGGAAAAUUGUUAUCGCAGAAUACUGCAAUUGGAUCCUACCAACAUUCAGGGAUUGCAUAAUUUAUGCGUCGUAAUGGUGGAGCGUGGUAAACUAGGUUUAGCCGAGCAAUGUCUGGAACGCGCGGCUGCUUUGGCACCGGAUCAGGAUUACGUGCACCAACACCUCUCGAUUGUGAGAACUCGCAUCAGUCGUUUGCCGCCAGAUCAGCUCGACAAGGACGUGUUCGAUGAUUCCUUCUGGACCAGUAACGUGAACGACCGACCUUUCAACACUGAGACGUCUAAUGCACAAUUUCUGGGGAAGACAGAUUCCGUGUUUACAAAUCACGCGGCGGUUCACAAUCAUAUAAGCAGUAAACAGAGCAAUACUGAUUCCCUGAAUAAUCAUAUUAUACACCUGAAGGGUCCGUCAAAACCCGCGCGAGCGGUGAGCAGCGCGACGGACGCGAAAGACGGGCAACGUCCCAAACAAACGACGGUUCCUGAACUGAACAAUAUCGUCGAACCUACCACGGACAGGGUUUUCGAUAGGAUUAUAAGCGCUGACGUAACGAAAUUGGAUAUCGCGCAAAAUCACGGCUCGGAACACGAGUUCAAUCAGAGCGCCGCCGCGACAGUCAGCGGCAAGCAAGGAAUUCAGCAGACAAAGGAUAGCGCGUUGUCAUAGUAUUAAUGUAAAAUCCGCCGAAUACUGUAAAGUUAUGCAUAAUAACUGGAAAGGUUAUGGUGGUACACGGUCAUAUAUAUAAAUAUAUAUAUAUGGAGAAUAUAAAUAUAUAGAGCUAAUGUGUGAAUAUAAAAUGAAUACAGAGUAUUGUUUUAUAUGCUGUAUAAAAAUAGGACGUUUUAUAAA